This is a messenger RNA of Thecamonas trahens ATCC 50062, 2964 nucleotides long. RefSeq lists its product as uncharacterized. Gene Ontology annotation, cellular component: actin cortical patch; clathrin-coated vesicle. Gene Ontology annotation, molecular function: actin filament binding; phosphatidylinositol-3,4-bisphosphate binding; clathrin-cargo adaptor activity. The record is from RefSeq and is a predicted model, not a curated record. The coding region runs from base 1 to 2964 and encodes 987 amino acids. Gene Ontology annotation, biological process: actin filament organization; endocytosis; clathrin coat assembly. NCBI's taxonomy places the organism in Eukaryota, Apusomonadida, Apusomonadidae. The transcript has a single exon.
AUGGAAGGACUCCCUGGAGCAGCACUCGCUGAAGGAGAGGUAGUGUCACCGCCUGGGCUUGAGAAGAGCCUUGCGACGGCAGCGAGAAAGGCAGCGGCGGCGACCAAGACGUUCCCCAAGAGGAAGCAUGUGCGGAGGCUGAUUCUGGCGUCGUACGAGGCAGCGUCUGGCCUGAGCAUCGUGUGGCACAUACUGAAGGCGCGGAAGAUGAAGGAGUCUGUCGGGGUGGCGGCCAAGAGUCUUGCUGUUAUUCAUACCCUGUCCAUCGAAGGUCAUCCGCAGGUCUCGCUCGACAUCUUUGCUCUCAACGAUCUGCUCAUCGACAUCCAGGCCUUCUUCAAGGCGCAGAUCGCCUCGCCGUAUGGUCCUUACUGUGAGCUCGUUGUCGAGCAUGCUGCUUUUGUCCGUGACAAAGCCAUCUUUAUGAACCGGUUCCCCAUCUUUGUUGGCUUCAAGGCUGCCGACGAGCUCCGCCGGGCACACGUCGAGUCGUUCCCGGCGCGGUACCAGGCGUACGUCGUGGCCGGCCUCAUGGAUCUGCUUGACCACACGGUGCGGAUGCAGACGCUGCUGUUUGCCGCUCCGGCGCCCGGCGAGGCCAUUCCCGAGCCGUUUAUGGCCUUUGCCGAGCCGACCAUCCACGAUGCCUUUGUCUUCUUCUCCUACGCAAAGGCCUUUAUGGUCCAUCUGGUCUCGACCUCGCGCCCGCAGCCCGACGAGCUCGCCGACGUCGUCGCCUACCUCUCGGAGCGCUUUUUUGCGCUAUACACCUCGCUCCGGUCGUUCUUCUAUGACAUGUCGACGCUUAAGCCGCUCGCCGCCAUCGUUGACAUCCCGGUCCUCGGCGCCGACAUGCCCAUCCUCGCGCUGCCCGACUAUGACGCCCGCGCGCUGGCGACUUCUUCGGCUGCCACCCCGCCGACCACCCCGGGCGCUGCGCCGCCAGCCAACGAUCCGCUCUGGCACCAUGUCGUCACCAACUACGGCGGGAAGAGCAAGUCGAAUCCGACGACGCCGACGUCGUCGGCUAAGAAGAAGAAGAAGGCCAAGAAGAGCGACUGGCUCUUCAGCAUGCCCGAGGACGCCGUCUCGCGGCCGCCGCUCCCACUGCCCUCACCGACGGCAACACCCACAGCGACGCCCGCCGCAGCGCCGGCAGCCACCGUUGUGGCGCCGCCCGCCGACACGCUCAGCUCUUCGCGAUCGACUCCGCUCCUUGACCUCGAGGCGCUCGACUGGGCCGCGGUCACCGAUGUGACUGCCGAGGCUGCGCCAGCGCCUGUCGUCAACAGCAAGCCUUCCGAGGCUCCUCAACCCAGCACACCAGGCGAUACCGCCGCGGCGGCCUUUGAUUGGGUCUCGCAGGCGCUGCCGACGCUCGAGACCUCGCUUGUGCGCGUCGAGUCGGCCCCGGUGGCAGCGCCGCCUGCCACGGCGACAUCCCCAGCCGCAGCAGCUGCGCCUGGAGCUCAGCCGGAAGGUGCUCCAGACUCGGACAGCCUGGAAGCAGUCCAUGCACAGCUUGUCCAGUCGACGGCACUGCUGGAGAGCUCGGAAGAGCGGGCGCGGUUCGAGCAACGCGAGCUUGUUUCGGCGAUUCUGGCGGGCAUGCGCGAGAACAUCGACGCGGCAGCAGCGUCGCUCCCGCUACUCUCGUCGGCGCGGCCCGGGCUUGACGCAGUUCUCUCUGCGCUGCGGGAGGCGUCGGGCGCACUGCGGGCGCUGGCCUCGCUUGACAGCCACCUGCCGUAUCCCGAGUAUGCAGCGACGCAGCUGCAGCGGUCGGUGACGCUCUCGCGCGCGCUGACCGACCUCAUGGGAGCUACCAAGACGGCGCUGGCGAUGGCCGACAAUGCGGGCGGACCCGAGGCGUCGCGGGCGCUGGCGGCGGUGCGUGCGUUUGCCAUUGUGGCCGCCGGCGGCCUGGAUGGUGCCGACGGCGCCUUGGCUACACUUGAGAAGAGUGCAGCGCUCGAAAAUGCGGCGCAUGUUGCGCUCGACGCGGCGCUCGCUCGCGGAGAGCAAGUCCCCGCAGUGGCGCCAGACGCGGCACCAGACUCGGGGUCUGCACUCGCGCUGGCGACCGAGUCCGAGUCGGAGUGGGAGCUGGAGACUUCGUCGUCCGACUCGGACGAGGAGAUCGACGACUUGUUGGUGGCGUGGCCGGGCGGUGCGACACAGCCGGGCCGGCCGUCGUCGUUUGGCGACGAGCUCGCCGAGGUGGCGGCGCAAGUGCAGGCGAUUGUGGACCGACUGCAGGCAAGCGUGGCAGCUCUAGAGGCGCGGGGACGGGCAAGCGGCGAUGCGCCCGACGCGCCUGUCUUUGCAGCGUCGAUGGACAUUGCGCAGGGCAUCGCGGCGCUGGUGAGCGCGGCGACUGAGGUACAGAAGCAAGUGGCCGAAGCCGAGGCCGAGGCCGAGCCUACGGGGGCGAGCUCGACGAACCCGUUUGCCAAGCCAUCGCGAUCAAGCGCUGCACAGCGGCGGUACGUGGAAAACCAGAUGUACUGUGAGGGCCUCAUUUCGGCGGCUCGGCACUGCGGGAGCGCGACCGAGGCGCUUGUGGAGGCGUGCGAAGAGGUGGUGGCCGGGAGCGGCUCGGUCCACGCCGCCGAAGCGCGGGCCAAGCUGGUCAAGUCGUCGAUCUGCCAGAUUUUGGCUGCGUCGCGGGCCAAGACCGAGCCGGGCUCGGAGCUGCAUGCCUCGCUCGGGCGCGCGAGCUCUGCGGUCGAUGGCGCGGUUGCGGGCCUGCUAGUCGCGCUCCGCGCUGCGGUCGCUGCCCGAGGCCCGGGCACGCCCGAGGCUCAAGCUGGGCCGCCGACCUCGCUCACCCGCGCCCGCAUCCAGGAGAUGGAGCUGCAGACUAAGAUCCUCCAGCUCGAGGAUGAGCUGUCUAAGACAAGGGCGCAGCUGGGUGCGCUGCGGCGGGCGCAGUACGCGGCGGCGGCGAGUGGCGACGCCUGA